AGCAAAACUCAAUGUCAAAUCCACAAACACCACCACCACUGCCACCAAAUCCGGCAAAGUCUCAGUGGCAAUCUUGCUGGGACGAAACCUCUCAACUCUAUUAUUGGUGGAAUACUGCCACGAACGAAACAACAUGGGAAGAUCCUAAUCAGAUAUCCUCCGUCGCAAAACCGAAACAUGAAGCCGACCAAAACAACCAUGUAGAAAACGUAGAGGCCAUAGAAGAUGAAAUAGCUGUCAAACCUCCAGAUUCACAGGAGCCAGUAGAAGGGACAAGUGCGGCCGAAGAGGAGGAGACGUCGACGGAGACAAGCAAGGACAAAAGCGUAGAAACUUCCGAGGAAUCGCAGUCCCCAAUCGAUCAAGGAACUGCUUCUAACGAUUACUAUAAUUCGGAGGAAUACUAUAAUUGGUACUAUUCGCAGUACCUCCCGCAAUCUUCAAUUUCAUCAAGCAACUCCCCGGAUAACACUUCGCCCCCCGAUUCAAAGCUGCGUGCCGGUGGUGAUUCGUCAAACACAUCAACAGAUCCUUCAGGAACUUCAUACUUGAUGCAGACAGAGCAUGGCGCAAAGUCCAAUGUGAUAGGCAAAAUUGACUAUUCAGACUAUACGGUAACAGGAGCGUUCAACUCUCGAACCGGGCGAUUUCAAAAUAUUGACCGAGACCCGCGAUACGCUGCCCCCGACCAGUACUUUGACCAGUCAUCAAAGGCCAUUCGUCAGAUGAACUUCUUCUUUGAUUACGACAAAUUUCAAGAAGAACGCGCCGCUAAGCGUCUUGCAGAAAUGGAUGGUGAGGGCCAAGUACGAAAACAGCAGAAGUUGACAAAGAAGGAUAUCGAAUUUUAUAAGCAACGGAAGAAGGAAAAGAAGUUGAAGUCUUUGAAAGCGAGAUUUGGUGGUGACUGAUGAAAUAAAAAGUUUCGGUGCGGGAAGGCGUUUAGGCUGACGAAGUCUUAUAUUUGUGACGCAUUAUUGAUUGGAUGUGUAAUGAGUUGUGCCUCUCCCCACUGCUGCCCGUCAUCGACUACCCUCCUGUCCUUCCGAACUAUCAACCGGCUCGGGCCGCACUUGUUCCUCAGCCACCAUUUUCCGCGCGCUGACAAUAUAGUUCAUUUGCAGAUCUCCCAAUCCUCGGCCGCUCAAAAGGCUCCACUGGUUUGAUGCGGGAUUGAAUGACAUUCCUUUGAUAUCCAAUACCUCACAUCCCGCGCCUGUCAAAAACCGCUGCAUCUCCUCUGGGGUGACAUAUUUAGCGUGCUCAUGGGUCCCUGGUGGUACCCAUCUAAGUAGAUGUUCCGCUAAGAGGAUCGUGAACAGAUAGGAUGUAGGGGUGCGGUUGAUAGUGGAACAGAAAAUAAGGCCGUUGGGCUGAAAGGGCAAUGUAAAUACUUUGCACCAAUUCCACUGUAGGUCAAUUGAUGGGAGG
Spizellomyces punctatus DAOM BR117 is the source of this 1431-nucleotide messenger RNA. RefSeq lists its product as uncharacterized. The transcript has 2 exons. Gene Ontology annotation, molecular function: protein binding. Lineage: Eukaryota; Fungi; Chytridiomycota; Chytridiomycetes; Spizellomycetales; Spizellomycetaceae. Bases 12 to 911 code for a protein of 299 amino acids. The record is from RefSeq and is a predicted model, not a curated record.